Molecule: messenger RNA, 972 nt
Organism: Xylona heveae TC161
Lineage: Eukaryota; Fungi; Ascomycota; Xylonomycetes; Xylonales; Xylonaceae
Product: parasitic phase-specific protein PSP-1
Exons: 2
Coding region: 1-972 (323 amino acids)
Cellular component (GO): plasma membrane; fungal-type vacuole
Source: RefSeq, a predicted model, not a curated record
AUGGCCUCAGCCUUCUUUUCUCUCGUGGCACGCGAUGAUCAGCAAGAGAUAAUAUGCACGUUGAAAACUUGUCCUAUUGACGCCUCCUACUACAAUUACCUGCCGUCGCGAGCAGCCAAUGGCGUCUUUGAUGGUCUAUUUGCCCUGUCACUGGGACUGUACAUUUCACAGGCAAUUAUCUCAAGGAGCUUUAUCGGCUUCAGUAUAGCCAUGAUAUGUGGCUGUAUCCUAGAAGUCCUAGGCUACGUUGGGCGCUUAAUGUCAAACAGCAACCCUUUCAACGAGAAUGGUUUCCUGAUGCAGAUUGUGUGCCUAACCAUUGCGCCGGCUUUUCUGGCUGCCGGAAUCUACCUUUGCCUAUCACGAAUUGUCCACAUUUUUGGCGCAGAAAACUCACGCCUCAAGCCGCGGUCUUACCCACGCAUCUUCAUCCCUUGCGAUGUCAUUUCACUAGUGCUGCAGGCCAUUGGUGGUGGUACCGCGUCGAGCGAAUCUCACCAACACAAAUCAACAAAGACCGGAGACCACAUUAUGCUUGCCGGACUGGCCUUCCAGGUCUUCACCUUGGCAUUGUUCAUCGUUCUGUGUACCGACUUUGCCAUUCGCACACUUGGCCGAAUGCGCCGACUUGGUUCCGCCGAAGCUCUCGAUCCCACCCAUGCCAGGCUUCGGGGUUCAUGGAAGUUCCGCGGCUUCCUUGUCGCGCUCGCCCUGUCAACCCUCUGCAUCUUCAUCCGAUCAAUCUAUCGUGUGGCUGAACUCGCCGAGGGCUGGGAGGGUGCUCUGAUUAAAAAUCAAAAUCUCUUUAUUGGUUUCGAGGGCGCCAUUAUUUCCCUCGCCGUCCUUGUCCUGAACGUCUUUCAUCCGGGCUACUGCUUCUCUGAAGGCUAUGCUGUCAAAAUGGGGAAGAAGAAUCGGGGACAGGUGGUGGACGAGAGCGUGACCGGAAGUCAGGCUGAGUUCAAAGCAUGA